Messenger RNA from Tribolium castaneum (red flour beetle), 3465 nucleotides. It is a transcript of the gene SMC6, whose product is annotated as Structural maintenance of chromosomes 6. The coding region runs from base 204 to 3416 and encodes 1070 amino acids. The record is from RefSeq and is a predicted model, not a curated record. The transcript is spliced from 12 exons. Gene Ontology annotation, molecular function: single-stranded DNA binding; damaged DNA binding; ATP hydrolysis activity. Gene Ontology annotation, biological process: double-strand break repair via homologous recombination. Gene Ontology annotation, cellular component: Smc5-Smc6 complex; site of double-strand break; nucleus. Lineage: Eukaryota; Metazoa; Arthropoda; Insecta; Coleoptera; Tenebrionidae.
UUCUACUAUUUGGAGCAUGCGCAUAGUUUCUCUCAUGUUUUGCUUUGUGAAUUUGUGAAUUUAACGGUUGAAAUCGCGCCAAUUCAGCAUUUUACCAUGAAUUUGUAAUUGUCGUGUUUUUGUUUUAAAACGAUAGUUUUUUUAGAAGUGUUACUUGUUAAUCGGUGUAAUUGUGGCGUCAAAAGUAACGUCCUAGCGUAACAAUGGAAAAUUCGGCGAUGGGGCGCAAACGAAAGCCCUUGUCUCAACUAACCCUCACAAACGACGCCACCCUUAACUCCUCAACGCCCUCCAAGAAAAAACGCUCGAAGACAAAUGAUUCCCAGAAACGUGCCGGGACCAUAAUUCGCAUGGUCCUCAAAAACUUCAUGUGCCAUUCAAUGCUCGAGGUCGACUUGAGCGAAAACAUCAGUAUAAUAAUCGGACGCAACGGAAGCGGAAAAAGUGCCAUUUUGACCGCGCUAGUCGUGGGCUUAGGGGGCAAGGCCAGUCUCACAAAUCGUGGCAACAGCGUCAAGAGUUUCAUCAAAACUGGGAAAGUCUCAGGCAGUGUUGAGAUCGAGUUGUACAACGGGGGCCCCAUGGCCUACCGGCCGAACGUCUACGGCGACAAAAUCACCAUAAUUCGCAACCUGACGGCUUCGGGGGGCUCCAGCUACAGGAUCAAAGCGGCAGAUGGGGCUGUCAUAGCCUCCCAGUUGCGCGAAAUCCACAAUAUCACGACCAGUCUCAACAUCCAAGUCGAUAAUCCCGUCUGUAUCCUCAACCAGGACACGUCCCGGAAUUUUCUAAGCAGCAACAACCCCAAAAAUAAAUUUAUUCUCUUCAUGAAAGCCACGAAACUGGACUCGCUUAGUGAAGAGUACAAAAAAAUUACUUUUCAUAAGAAAGAGUCACAGAAGGUUUUUGAGGACAAGAAAACCAGUUUCAAUAAAUUAGUCGAGGAGUUGAAGCAACUGAAGCAAAAAAUUGACAAUCACAAGUCGAUUGUUGGCAUUCGGGAGAAGAUAAAGCUGAUGCAGAUCGAGUUGCUUUGGGCUAAGGUGCGCGAUGCUGAAGAAGAGGCGCAAAAGGAUGAAGAAAACGUCGAAAAGUUGACCAAAAAGCAGGAAAAACUGAUCAGUGAUUGCGAAAAUCGGUCGAAACGAGUGGCCGAUUUGAAAAAAAAUAUCGCUUCGCUCACUCAAAAAAUAAACGAACUCAAAGAAACAAUCCAAGUACAGUCGAGACCGCAAUGGGACGUCAAGCGAGUUAUUGACGAUCUCCGAACAAAAUAUAACGACAAACGUCGGCAGAAACAACUUAUCUAUGGCACAAUUGAGUCAAAAAAUAAAGAAGCCGACGCUUUGCUGCACGAUAUUGAAAAUGCCAACGAAAAAAUGUCACGUGUGGAACAAGAGAAAAUGCAACGCUUACGCGAUUUGAACAACAUGAGUGAGAAAAUCAAGGGUAUGGAGGACCACUUGCAGACUUGUCGCAAUGAUUUGUUUCAAAUACGCAGCGACAUCUCGCGGCGUGAUGAAGAGAAAGCGAGUUUGAGGCGUGACAUCAGCCAACUGGACCAUCAAAUAAAUAACGAGAAAAGUAGCUUGAAUGCGCUACAAAACGAAUCGGGGAAUACCCUACUGUUAUACGGUCGGGACAUCCCCCGAGUCAAACAACUGAUCGAACAGAACAAAAGUCGCUUCAAACACAUGCCACGCGGUCCAUUGGGCUCUUACAUAAAACUCAAAGAUAAAAAGUGGGCCGUGGCGGUGGAAAGUUACCUCACACCCGGCCUACUCGGAUCAUUCGCCGUUGAUAAUCCCAGUGAUAAUCAAUUGUUAGUUCAAAUUUUUAACCAAGUCUGGUCCAGUGGUCCCAAACCGACCAUAAUCACGUCCCAGUUUUUCUCACAGAAACAUGACGUUACGAAGAACCUGGUCAGGGCCCCCUCUGAUUGUGUCGGUCUUUACGACGUUUUGGAAAUCGAGGAUGCCGUGGUUGCCAACUGCAUCGUAGAUCAGUCACAAAUUGAGGGAAUUUUGUUAAUCCCGAGCAAUGAUCGUGCGAUGCAAUUGCUAUCAAACGCUAGUCACGUGCCACGCAAUUGUCAACAAGGAAUUACAAUCACAGGUGAUAAGUACUUCCCCGAUCCGGAUUACAAGACUUACGGAUCGCGUUACCACAGGGCGCAGUAUUUACAAGUCGAUACCAAAGAACAUAUCCUCCAACUAGAACACAAUAUUAGGGAAUUGGCGAAGAAAAAAGAAGCCAUUGAAAAACAACUAAACGCGAUUUUUGCCGAAACGCGUGAACAGGAAAAUAAAAAAAUACAAUUGGAGGAAAAAAUCAAAAAAUUAGACGGAGCACGUACUAAAAUCAGGCGACAGUUGGAGGAGUUGAAGGCCACAGCCGAACCUGAAGUCGCCAGUGUUGAACUACUUGAAAGUGAAUUAAGCGAAAUUCGUAACACAAUUCAGGAGAAAUCGGCUCAGUUGGCCACUGUUGAAACAACACUUAAGGAAAUUAAAGCCGAUAUUAAUAAAAACGAAGAAAAAUUGCAAAACUUGAAAGCGGCCAAUACCGACUUAGAGGAGCGCAUGCGCACACUUGAAGACCAAAUGAAAGAAGACCAAAUCCGGCAGAAGGAAAUCACGACGAGUGAGGAGUUCGACAAGAGAAAAGCCCAAGAGUUUAAAAACAAAAUAAACGAGGCGCGAUCCGAGCUCGUCUUGAAGCAAUCAACCGUGAAAAAAUACACAGAGCAGGCGUUGAGUUUGGGGGAAAGACUGGAAACGGCCAGGGAAGUCCCCGAUAUUGCCAAUGAAAUUAACUUAUUGGAGCGCAACGCGCGUCGGAUUGAAACGGCGACGGAAAAUGUGGAAGAAUUGUUAGAGAAAUACCACACUAUGCACGAGCGAUAUGACAAAUUGUCAACGCUUCUCGCGUGCCUUGAAGAGGAUAUUACAGAAUUGGCCAAAGCCGUGGAACAAAGGACGCGACAUUAUAAACUUACGGAGAAUUAUUUCGUCACGUAUAUUAAACAUUCGUUUAAGAAAAUUAUGGAAGUUCGGCAGUUUAAAGGCUCGAUUGAUAUUAAUUUACACGAAAAAACGUUAGACUUGGUCGUUAUACCCCAGCAUGGGUCACAGGGGUUGACCACCACGUCUAAUUUGUCAGGGGGCGAAAGGUCUUUUUCCACAGUUGCGUUUUUGUAUUCGCUGUGGCAAUGUAUGGAGUUCCCUUUCUAUUUCCUGGACGAGUUUGAUGUCUACAUGGAUAAAUUAAAUAGAACCAAAGUUAUUGACAUAUUGAUACAUCACGCUGAGGCGCAUCCUGAAUUACAAUUCGUGUUCCUAACACCUCAGGACGUGUCGUUCGUCAAGAAGGCUUCCAUUUUGAGGCUGGAAGACCCCGAACGGAACACUGUUUGAUAUUGUUUGCAGUAUUAAUUAUAUAUAUUUUUCCAUAUUAAAUUUUAUU